UUUCACCCAUGAAAUCUCGGACCCUCUUCGUAAUCCUUACUUUCCCGUGCACGCAGGCGUGCUACUGACUUACUGGACUGUUACUAUACUUUUUUAACCUUCUUUUUGCGCUCACCGACACGUCAAACACCUACUUCUACGAUCACGCGCCACUCGUUCUGAUCAACUUCUAUUCACAUAACGCCAUCUUAUAUGAUGUCUUCCCAGAACGCUCUAUCCGACGCAGCUCUCUCAGGCCUUAUUUACAGGCUACGGUACGCCAACGCGCGCUACGGCCAGAUCGCUUGUCAACUGCGCUGUCGGAUGACAAUCACGCGCACGUAUCACGCACAACGACGUGCCUUCUGGUCUGGCUUGCGCGUUGAUAUAGCAAAGGCUAAGGGUUGUCCUUCGACUGCAAUUUCAGUCAGGCCCUUGCCUGUCCUCGAUACGACUCCGAGUCCAUUGCCGCUUAUGCUUUCAUCAUUUGCACGUACUGCCGAAACCCACAACGAACUUGGCUUGGAGAUUCCAGACAUCGUCGUAUCUUCACCUGAUGCCUACGUCCAACCUCACAAGCGCCUUGUCAUUCGAAUUCCACCGCUUGCUAGCCUUCAUGACGAUAUGUACCGCCAUGAGCACAAUGACAUGUCUGCUCCGGGCGCGCCACUCAUUCGGACCAAGGAAUUACCCGAGUGCGAGAUGGAUGAAAUGAUCUCUUCACGUUCAUCUUCUUCCGCGUCUUCCACCCCCCUCUUAACACCCAUCGACAUUGUUUGCUCUGGUCUCCGUAUCAAAAUUCCGGCCAGGAAGCGCAAGCUCGGAGAGACUGACGAUGAAAAUUCCUGUCCUGAUAGUUCAAACAUUCAGUUUCCCAAGAAGCACAUGAGGAAGCGCUGGGCUCGUUCACAGAUGACUAACGAUCGACUAUAUUGGCCUCCUCGGUCACAAAUUGCUUCGCUUUGAGCUUGCAAGAACAUUCACACCAUGAUUUUAUGCGGUUUCUGCGAAUACGUACAUUACCCAGCCUGUCAGUACAUUUAAUGUUUCUCUCUGUUGUUGUCGCUGGUCACACGAGACUGUAUCUUUUUCCAUGUCAUUUGCCCUGUGAAGGACACUAUGGUUACUGCCUGCCUAAUAGUGUAUCCCGACUAUUUGUGUCAUCUUAUCAUGACGGACCUUUUUUAGUGCUUGCUUAUCCCAAACCUGUGACUGCACCGAAAUGUGAACUGGAG
Molecule: messenger RNA, 1214 nt
Organism: Suillus subaureus
Lineage: Eukaryota; Fungi; Basidiomycota; Agaricomycetes; Boletales; Suillaceae
Exons: 4
Coding region: 193-945 (250 amino acids)
Source: RefSeq, a predicted model, not a curated record